GGUUCAAAUUUUGUAAACCUAUAAACAUUUUGGAUCCCCUCGGCUGAUUGCUAGCACAGAUGACAUCUUCAGACUAAGAAUUCUUCACAAUAUUUUCGAUGGAAAUCGAAACUAAAAACGCCGCCGGCUUAUUCAUCUUCGCUAGGUGAAUCUCCUGUACUAUCUACUUGUGUUCAUUGCUGAAUCCCUGCCUCUUUAUCUUCGUCGGUGCAUGAUUCUUCCUGUCUUCGUUCCUCCCACUCUAGAUUGCGAUGACGCUCUGCAACUUUCGAAGCAUUUUCAGAGUAUUGUAAACGAUGGUUCGAUCAGGGGCUUUGUUCGAUGUUGCCCACAAACUGUUUGAUAAAUGUUCUAACAGAGUUUAGGGUUUAAAAUGAAUGGAAAAACUAUGUUUCUACGCCUAAAUCGUGGAAUACAUGUUUUUAAUCAUAAGGAGUCAGGUUUUCUUUGGGUCUUGAUGAGGCACAAAUCUAGCGGUGGAAUGAGACCGAAGAGGAAAAUAUAUUAUAGAGUUGAUGAACUUGACAAAGUUAUGGAGUUGCAGAAAAAGCCAUCCCUUAUACUGAAGCUUAUAAACAUUAUCCAAUCUCAAAAGCACAAGUUUAUAUUCUUGAGGGACUUGGAGAAAGAAGUGGGAUUUGUCCAAAAAUGGAAUUUCAUGGCUGUUAUUGAGAGGUACUCUUCGAUUUUUUAUGUUGAUUCUGGAAGCUGUAGAAGGCCUUAUGUUAGGCUCACCAAUAAAGCUGAAAAGAUUGCUAGUGAAGAACAUAAGGUUAAGAGUUCAAUGGAACCAAUCUUAGUAAAGAAUUUGAGGAAGCUGUUGAUGCUGUCAGUUGACUGUCGAGUACCGCUCGAAAAUAUAGAGUUCAUCGCGUCUGAAUUGGGUUUGCCUUGUGACUUCAAAACUUCAUUGAUUCCUGAGUACCCUGAAUUCUUUUCAGUGAAGGAAGUUGAUGGGAAAGCCCACCUACAUUUGGAGAAUUGGGAUUCUUCGCUCGCAAUCAGUGCUCGGGAGGAAGGAUUUGGUAGAGCCAGAGAUGUAUCUUCUUGUGAGAAUCGAAAAAGAGUUCGAAUAUCAAAGGAUGGCAACUUUUCUGGUCCAUUUGCAUUCAAGAUGUGUUUUCCUCCAGGCUUUAGGCCAAACAUGAGUUACCUUGAACAUCUUGAAAGGUGGCAGAAAAUGGAUUUUCCUUCUCCAUACUUGAACGCGAGGAGAUUUGACGCAGCUGAUCCGAAGGCAAGAAAGAGAGUCGUUGCUGUUCUUCACGAGUUUCUAAGCUUGACAAUGGAAAAAAGGAUGAGAUCAACACAAUUGGAUGCAUUUCAUAGGGAGUUUCUUCUUCCAUCAAAACUAUUGCUGUGCUUGUUAAAGCAUCAAGGAAUCUUCUACAUCACUAAUAAAGGUGCAAGGAGUACAGUACUUCUGAAAGAAGCCUAUGAAGGGUCAGUUUUGAGUGAUAAAUGCCCCUUGCUGUUGCACUUUGAUAGAUUCCUUUCACUCUGUGGUAGGAGGGACAAGCAUUGCAAUUCACCCCAGGUUCGUUUCUAGACUCGUACUCUUAUUUAUCAGAAAAAAAAAAACAAAAAACAAAAAAAAGCUUAAUCCUCAUUGGAUUUCCGAAGAUCCCUAUGUUAGGAUCGCAUAACAACACACAUACUCGAUCUAGAUGAACACAAAAAACAGGAUAGCGAAAAUGCAAGGAAGAAUAUUGUCUAGAGGUUUAUAUUAAUGACUUCAGGUAUGUACAGUGAGGCUCCAUAACCUAACACCCUAGAUGUGUUACGAACUUGAUUGUUGUAGUCUGCUGUCCUCGUACACAAGUUAUUAGAACGAUGUUUUUAGGAAAGAGCAAGCUAUUCAUAAAGUAAUUUUUUCUGGCCAAAUGUAGGCUUUAGAAUCUGAGUUGAGUAUUCAAGAUUCCUGUAAAACUAUAGUUCAUGCACAGUCAAAAGUGGUAAAAAGAUGGCUUCUUCACCACUUUCGUCUUACAAAUCUUUGUUGUUUGACUGGUGGGAAAGGAUGGAAAGAAAAAUAGUUCAUCCAAGAUAGAGAUCUUUUGAUAUAAGUUCUUCUUUUGAAGACAUUAAUGAACUAUGUGGUGAGCCAUAAAUGCACAGACACAAAGAACUCUUGAACCAAGAUUUGUGUGUUUUUUUGGGUUUGUUAUUGAUAUUAAUUCUUAAAUUAGUAUGAGAUUGAUUACCUUGUGAGGCUUUUGUAGCUAUUUCGUCCUCCA
Molecule: messenger RNA, 2237 nt
Organism: Cucurbita maxima (winter squash)
Lineage: Eukaryota; Viridiplantae; Streptophyta; Magnoliopsida; Cucurbitales; Cucurbitaceae
Product: protein WHAT'S THIS FACTOR 1 homolog
Exons: 2
Coding region: 374-1549 (391 amino acids)
Molecular function (GO): RNA binding
Source: RefSeq, a predicted model, not a curated record